Molecule: messenger RNA, 2093 nt
Organism: Eucalyptus grandis
Lineage: Eukaryota; Viridiplantae; Streptophyta; Magnoliopsida; Myrtales; Myrtaceae
Product: GDP-Man:Man(3)GlcNAc(2)-PP-Dol alpha-1,2-mannosyltransferase
Exons: 7
Coding region: 321-1715 (464 amino acids)
Biological process (GO): protein N-linked glycosylation
Cellular component (GO): endoplasmic reticulum membrane
Molecular function (GO): GDP-Man:Man(3)GlcNAc(2)-PP-Dol alpha-1,2-mannosyltransferase activity
Source: RefSeq, a predicted model, not a curated record
GCUAUUUGGCACUAGACAAUCGCACGCAAGGAUUGAAGACACCUCCUCGAUGCUUACAUUCAGAUCAUCAUCUUCUUCUUCGUCUUGGUCUCGGUCUCGGUCGUGGUCUUCGGAUCGUCGUUGCGGAGAAAGUCUGUAAUCAAAUUUCCCGAUCGAGGUUCUAUCCUUGCCCAGCGUUUCAUCCGCCAAAAAACAUAUAUACUCUCCUUCUCCAUCUCUCUCGACUUCUUCACUGGACCGUCGCCCCACUCGCGCACCUCCGCCUCCCCCAAAGAGGAGAAGUUCUUCGAGCAAAGAGUCGGUCCGCCAUCUCCUCCCCGAUGGCGAUCGCCGUCCUCGUCUGGGCUCUGAUCGCCGGCCUCCUCCCGUCCCUCGCUCUCCUCUUCGCUUCGCGCGUCGCCUCCUGCCGCGCGACCCGGAAGCGAGCCGUCGGGUUCUUCCACCCGUACACCAACGACGGCGGCGGAGGGGAGAGGGUGCUGUGGUGCGCCGUCAAGGCCGUGCAGGAGGAGCGCCCCGAUCUCGACUGCGUCGUCUACACCGGCGAUCACGACGCGUCUCCCGAUAGCUUGACGGCCCGCGCGGUCGAUCGGUUUGGAGUCAAGCUGCUUCGUCCUCCUGAGGCUGUCCAUCUGUGGAAGAGGAAGUGGGUCGAGGAAACUACUUACCCACGUUUUACUAUGAUCGGCCAAAGUCUUGGUUCCAUGUAUCUUUCAUGGGAAGCGUUGUGCAAGUAUACUCCACUGUUCUAUUUUGACACCAGUGGAUAUGCUUUUACAUAUCCUGUUGCACGAAUUUUUGGAUGCAAAGUUUUGUGCUACACUCAUUACCCUACUAUCAGCACGGACAUGCUAUCUCGUGUUCGCCAGCGGGCUUCUACCUAUAAUAACAAAGCUUCGAUAUCUCAGAGUUUUUGGCUAUCCAGAUGUAAAAUCAUAUAUUACACGAUUUUUAGCUGGUUGUAUGGGUUUGUUGGGUCCUGCACACAUCUUGCAAUGGUUAAUUCUUCAUGGACAAAAUCGCAUAUUGAGAAGCUUUGGAGAAUUCCUGAUCGAACUAAGCGAGUUUAUCCUCCAUGCGAUACAUCAGGACUGCAGGCACUUCCCUUGGAAAGACCAGUUACUGCACCAACUUUCAUUUCUGUAGCCCAGUUUCGUCCAGAGAAGGCACACGUUCUUCAACUUGAGGCAUUUGAGCUUGCUAUCAGAAAAUUAGAUGCAGACAUGCCAAGGCCUAAGCUCCAAUUUGUGGGAAGUUGUCGGAAUAAGUCAGAUGAAGAUAGGCUAGAGAGUUUGAAAAUCAGAGCAGUUGAACUAAAAGUUGAAAGGGAUGUGGAGUUCCAUAAGAACGUAAUGUACAGGGAUUUGGUAAAACUUUUAGCAGGUGCAACUGCAGGACUGCAUUCUAUGACGGAUGAGCAUUUUGGAAUAAGCGUGGUGGAGUAUAUGGCUGCUGGAGCCAUCCCGAUCGCUCAUAAGUCCGCUGGCCCAAAGAUGGACAUUGUUUUAGAAGAAGAUGGACAGCAAACUGGAUUUCUUGCCCAAAAUGUUGAAGAAUAUGCUGAUGCCAUCCUGAAAAUCAUAAGGAUGCCAGAAUCUGAGAGAUUCAAUAUGGCUGCAGCAUCGAGGAAGCGAGCGAGCAGAUUUUCUGAGCAAAGAUUUUAUGAAGACUUCAGGGCUGCAAUUCGGCCAGUAAUGGGUACUUCAUCAUCUUAAACACGUUAUCUUGUAACAGUGAGCAAGAGGCUUAGUUGUAGCUUUAGGUACAAAGGAGCAGUCGGAUUUUUCCUUUUUUUUGUUCACCAGAAGACGGGUCCUCCUAAGUCUGAUAGCAUGGCGGCUGAUCUUAGGAAUAGAGUAAAGGCGACUAUCUUUGACAAGGACACAACAAAGUUGUCAUUUCUUUUACACAAUCAUUCGUUGAUCUCCCAUCUGUGAUGCUCCAACGGACCACACGACGCUUCCUUAGGAGUGGCUGACGUUCUCUCUUGCUAAUGGAAAGUGAAAUCCCAUGUAUAGGUUUGAUGUAUCGAGUUCAUGUUCCAAUUUGAUGCGGCUUCAAGGUUGAUGAAUGGUACGAAAGACUUAUUUUUA